Messenger RNA from Aspergillus niger, 1341 nucleotides. RefSeq lists its product as uncharacterized. The record is from RefSeq and is a predicted model, not a curated record. Bases 1 to 1341 code for a protein of 446 amino acids. The transcript is spliced from 3 exons. Lineage: Eukaryota; Fungi; Ascomycota; Eurotiomycetes; Eurotiales; Aspergillaceae.
AUGGUGGUUUUCAUUGACUUCGAAGACGAUGCGCUUAGCCCGCAUAGCAUCUCGGGUCCCUCCAAUUCCUUCCUACAUCCCUACAUCGAACCCAAAAAGCCUGGGUUAUCCGAACUAUUGCCCGUCAGGCCGGACGAGCCGCCGCAUCAUGCAGCGGAUCCAUCCGCGGACAGUGAUCGCUCCCCAGACCCGUUACACAGCAUUUCUCCCAUCCCUAAAGCGCCACAACAAAAUCCAAAUCGGAAUGCUUUCUCAGCUGCUCUGAGCUGCUAUCCAAUCAUCAAGGAAAUUGCUCGCUCGGUGGACCUGAAUACUCUGCACGCCCUCUCGCGAACAUGCCGUCAAUUCCACGCCAAUUUGUCUCCCUAUCGCCAGCAGCUGGUGAAGCAGACUUUGCGUUGUGAGAAUGAGUAUAUCGAGACACUGUCGGACAUGUUGGAUAGCGGAGCUUGCAUUCCCGACAGCGUCAAGUCGGUUAUGCGCUUGCUCAGCCAGAACGCCAGAAGUUCCGGACGCCUGACCAGUGGUAAGAUCUCCAAAUGCGCCCGAGAUAUGGUGGCCGAAUGCCGUCGAUGUUCCAAGGUUGUGUGCCGGAACUGCGUUAUCAAACCUCCAUCCAGCCACAUGCUCAGGCACCGCAUUCGUCGUCUCUGCACCACUUGUCGUACGGCCCCGCUGAAUGAGCUUAUCGAGCCACCCUACGAGCAUGCUCAUCCACACAAUAUCUACGCAAAUUCGCCUUCUCAGACUCCACGGUCCAUCAUUUCGGCAUUCCAGCGUACACCUUGCUCCUGCGAUGAUGCUAUAUGGCUUUGUCACCAGUGCGGACACCAAGUACGCAGCAGCGAUACAACCUACCGACGGGUAUGGACAUGGCGCACCCGUUAUAGUACCUACCUUGGCGGUCUCGGCACUGGUAUCGGUGAAGGCUGCCAGGGCGUGAAAUGCGGUCGAGGAGAGGACUGCCUUGCCGCCCAGGAAAUCGAGCUAGAAGUAGAAUGCGAAGCGGACGAAGCCUCAGGGAGCCCCCCUGACUACGGCCGCUACUACGAACACCGCCACAGCCAGAGUCCUCCACGACACCAUAACCAUGCCCAUGACGGCUGGGAACACCGUGAGGAAGAAGAGCCCGGCUACUUCCGACAGGAAAUCAUAGGCAUCGGAGGCCGCGUCAAACACAAGGCGAAGAAACGAGUCACAGUGGGUGCUUGCGUAGUAGAGCAUGAAGAUGAGCGUGAAACAGGCGAGUAUCUUACUAGAGAGGAGCGGGGACAACAUCGAAGCUGGUGUGGAUGGUGUUGGAGAGUCAUCCCAGCCAGAGAUGAGCUGAGGAACGUUUGA